Molecule: messenger RNA, 1056 nt
Organism: Chrysemys picta bellii (western painted turtle)
Lineage: Eukaryota; Metazoa; Chordata; Testudines; Emydidae
Source: RefSeq, a predicted model, not a curated record
UAGCAUAUCUUUUUAGAAAAAGACUUCAGGUGAUGAAUAUCCUACACACCACUAGGUUGAAGAUAGCAGUAAUGCUAACGCUGGCAAGCAAACUGAAGCGGGAUGAUGGUGUCAAAGGGCCCCGUACAUCCAACCCAGCUUCUGAUUCUACUCGGAGAGUGUCUAUUAGAGAUAAAUUGCUUGUAAAAGAAACAUGGAAACUGCACAGCUCUGCACUGCUGUCUUGUGUUUCGAGCACAGCAUGCAUGAUCCUACGGCAUUUGCAGAGCCUCAAGAAGAAUCAUAGGGAACAUGACAAUUUUUUGGCGGUCAGUUGGUGGUGAGACAUAGAGAAAACCAAUUCAGGGUUGUUGGUGGGAUUCAUGGAGCAGCUGCAAAUGGUGGAGCACCACUUCUGGGCCCAAGAAACAAACACUGACUGGCGGGAUCGUAUCGUAAUGCAGGUUUGGGAUGACGCGCAGUGGUUGCAGAACUUUCAGAUGCACAAUGCCACAUUCCUAGAUCUGUGUCCUGAACUUGCCCAAGGAAUCCACUUCAGGGACACCAAAAUGAGAGCUGCACUGACAGUGGAGAAGGGAGUGGUGAUCACACUGUGGAAACUUGCAAUCCAGAUUGCUGUCAGUCAGUAGGAGGUCAUUUGGAGUGGGAAAAAUCCACUACAUGGGACAUUGUCAUGCAUGUGCGCAGGGCCAUUAAUUGUCUCCUGCUAUUCAGGACUGUGAUUCUGGGAAUGAACAGGACAUAAUUGAUGGCUUUCGAGCUAUGGGUUUACUGAAUUAUGGUGAAGCAAUAGACAGCGCAUACAUCCUCAUUUUGGCCCAGAGCCCUUGCCACAGAAUACAUCAACAGAAAGGGUUACUUUUCCAUGGUUAUGCAGGCGCUGGUGGAUCACCUGGGAUUCUUCACAGACAUCAUGUUGGCUUGUCAGAGAAAGUGCAGGACACUCGCAUCUUUAAGAACACAGGACUGUUCAGAAAGCUACAAGUGGGGAACCAUCUUUCCCACAGAUGGAUUAUUACCACUGGUGAUGUUGAAAUGCCAGGAGUGAUCCUGGGG